AUGAACUUCAAGGUGCUGAAACUCAAGCUGAACAUCACCAAUUUGGGGUAUCUUGAUGAGACGUACGGGUUCGAGAUUGAUAAGGUUUUACAAGACUGUAUCAAUGGACACAGCGCCAGAGUACUCGAGAACUAUCUGGCUGGGAAGCUGGACGUGGCAGAACAGCCGAAGGACAGUUUGAGUCCGUCCGUGGAGGCAAUUUCCCGGCUGGCGUACAUGUUGUUGGCUGUCGAGUUAGCGCAGUUGCGCAAGAACCUGAAACAGGUGGACGGGACGCUCAAGCAGCAGGAACUGGUGAACGCGCGACUGAAGGCCAGGAUCCAGGAUUUGCGCGAGAGUCAGGCUCAACAGUUGCAAUUAGCACAGAAAAAGACACAAGAUUUGAAACAACGCCAUCAGGAACGACUGAACAGAAUACGUUUGGCAACACAAGAAGUGCAGAACGAGAAACUGGCCAAGAUCCUGCGUUUGAUAGAUCAAUCCAAGGCAAAGCACUUUGAACAGCUGGUUCAUGUUGCCGGGUACGAGACGGUCAAUUGGACACAGAAAAGCGACGCUUCCAAGUCCAAGCUCGGAAGCCUGGAACGACUCAAUUACAAUCUAAUGCACAUGUUGGUCAAGCAGCAAGAAAAGGCCGAGUUCAAGAACAUUCUAUUUUUCUCGCCCGUGCUGCCCUUGACCAGAUACCUCCACUACAAAUUUGACACCGUGAUGGACUCAGUUUUGAAAGUGGCUCUGUUUACGACGCUGGCGUCCAAGUAUCUGGACGUUGUUCUCCCGUACACGGUGUCGCGCACAGAAGCGUUUGAGCACACGAUCGGAAAUGCACUCGACAGGUCGCCUCUUUGGAUCCCAAAACCGGACGAGAAGUCCGAGCCCGUUUCGAGCCUCGUGGAAGUUAGCAGUCAAGAUCUGACCUCGUUUUGCGGAGGUUUAGCAAAACUCAUAGUGAACCUUGUGGUGAUCAUUAACCAUACUAGAGCUUCCCGGCUCACGUUCCAGAAUCUGCUUGCCAUAGACGAGCUCGUAAAGAUCAUUGUUGGCGAAAUUGCAACCACUAAAGAAUCUGCCCCCAUUUCGAUGGUGGCAGAAACGGCUCCCAAACGAAAGUCGUACUUUUCGAUGUUCAAUUUCUGGACCAGACGCAAAACCAGACCGCCUACAAUAGACGAGCACUACGAGAAGCCUGCUGCCGAACACGACUCAAACGCUGUCCUGGAGGUGUCGUUGUUCAACAGCCAGAAUCUGGUUGAACAUGUGCACGACCAGAAAAUCGAUAUCCAUUCAAAGAUCGCCAACAGCACGCUUGGGGUCUCGCCGUCAGCAUCAUCGUCUACAGUUGGGGCGUCUAUUUUCGGCAGCAGCUCCAGCAUGAACCCGUCCAACGCGCAAGAAUGGACGUCUGACGAAGGGUCCAUACCGGACGUUGAGUGGCUUUCCGGCAAAUUGUACUCGUAUUUUGGGUCUGAAAUAGCGAAAUCGCUCGACAAGGAGACAAGAACGAGCGUUCCGGCCAGCAGCGAGCUGUCGGUGUCCACUCCGUCAACUUAUCGGCAGAUCAACUACAACACUCAGAACACGGAAUCCUUGGGGUCCAAGUUCAAAACGGCGCCAUUGUUCUCCACAAACACAAUGCCGAUCUACCAGUCAAACAUACCGUCCACAUCCAGAAGUCGGUUCCGUCACUACCAGCCGUCGCGCCCUGCGAAAACCACAGAUAACUGGGAAGUUAUAUAG
Ogataea philodendri is the source of this 1737-nucleotide messenger RNA. RefSeq lists its product as uncharacterized. The transcript has a single exon. The record is from RefSeq and is a predicted model, not a curated record. Bases 1 to 1737 code for a protein of 578 amino acids. NCBI's taxonomy places the organism in Eukaryota, Fungi, Ascomycota, Pichiomycetes, Pichiales, Pichiaceae.